UACACUGCAUUUUUUGAUGCAGUUCUGUGUUGUGAUGGUGUUGUGCGUUGAUAAAAGUGAAUUUCGGAUGUGUUUAUGAUAAUAUUGUGUUUGUAGCUUAGUAAAAUAAGACACAGUGACAAUUUAUAUUUUUGUAAAUCUGAUUAUUUCUUGGUAGUUAAUAAUGUAAAAUGUCAAUAUUUAACUCUGCUUUGAUAAUCAAACAGGGGUAUAUGGUUAAACGAUCACAAAACAAAAAACUUUACACUUUAGUUAAUUUUAAAAGACGAUGGUUUGUUUUAACGAGAAGAUAUCUAAUUUAUUACGAUGACGAGAAUGAAGCGAAACGAAAGGAAAAGGGUAGAGUGGAACUGGAACGGGUUCAUACUAUCGAAUCAGCGCAGAGUUUCCUUUCCAACGAGGAAGUGGGAGUCGAGGGAGAAUUAUACCCAUUUCUGGUAGGAUAUCAUCAGGACGACGAUUACACUUUGUUCCUGUUCGCUCCCAGGUCCCUAGACAAGCUUGAUUGGAUAUUAGCUAUCAGAGAGGCAUGUGCGAAUAAUAAAAAUAUCAGAUAUUAUUUUCAUCCGGCACCUUGGAACGGUAGAAGGUGGUACUGUUGCAAAAACACCGUCAAAUUAGCCGAAGGCUGUCAGGAGUGCAGCAAUUGGGUACCAGUUCAAAACGGCAGCCCCUCGGAGGACAGUAUCAAGGAUAACUUAAGCAACAAGGAGAAUAUUAACAGUACACAAUCGAGUCCCAUCAUGCCCGGUGGCGGAACACCAGGUACGCCUUCUUCUAAGCAGAAGGACAAACAGUCCACUCCGAGGACCAAGGUCGUGGUAGCCUUGUACAAUUACAAGGCCAUCGAAACCGGAGAUUUGAGUCUGGACAAAAACCAGGAGUACGAAGUGAUAGACGAUAGCCAAGAACACUGGUGGAAAGUUAGAGACUCCAAAGGAAAUAUCGGCUUUAUACCAAGCAACUAUGUCAAGGAGAAGGAAUUAUUGGGUCUGCAACAGUACGAAUGGUAUGUUAAUGACAUGUCAAGGCAAAGAUCAGAAUCUCUAUUGAAGCAGGAAGAUAAAGAAGGCUGCUUUGUGGUUCGAAAUUCUUCAACAAAAGGGCUCUAUACCCUAUCCCUAUAUACGAAAAUACCUCAUCCUCAUGUAAAGCAUUACCAUAUCAAACAGAAUUCCAGGGGCGAAUUCUUCCUCUCGGAAAAACACUGUUGCAACUCCAUUCCAGAAUUAAUCAACUACCACAAACACAAUAGCGGAGGUCUGGCCUCAAGACUGAAGACUAGCCCAUGUGAUAGGCCUGCUCCAGCAACCGCUGGACUCAGUCAUGAUAAAUGGGAGAUAGAUCACAACGAACUAGUUCUCUUGGAAGAACUGGGUUCUGGUCAGUUUGGUGUAGUCAGGAGGGGCAAAUGGAGAGGCUCAAUAGAUGUGGCUGUUAAGAUGAUGAAAGAAGGCACAAUGUCUGAAGAUGAUUUCAUCGAGGAGGCGAAAGUCAUGACAAAACUCCAGCACACGAACCUCGUGCAGUUAUACGGGGUGUGUAGUAAAAAUAGACCAAUUUUUAUCGUCACUGAGUACAUGAGACACGGAUCUCUUUUAAAUCAUUUGAGGAGACAUGAACAAUCUCUGAUCAAUAAUCAGGGAUUGUUGUUAGAUAUGUGUAUACAGGUGUGUAAAGGAAUGGCUUAUUUAGAGCGACAUAAUUAUAUCCAUAGAGAUCUAGCUGCUAGAAACUGUUUAGUUGGAACUGAAAAUAUUGUUAAAGUUGCUGAUUUCGGUCUAGCAAGGUACGUUUUGGACGAUCAAUAUACAUCUUCUGGCGGAUCGAAAUUUCCCAUUAAAUGGGCUCCACCAGAAGUACUAAAUUACACAAGAUUUUCUUCAAAAUCUGACGUCUGGGCAUAUGGUGUGCUGAUGUGGGAGGUGUUUACAUGCGGUAAAAUGCCGUAUGGUCGUUUGAAGAAUUCUGAAGUUGUGGAAAGAGUGCAGAAAGGCAUUAUACUAGAAAAACCAAAAGCUUGUUAUAAGGAAGUCUAUGAUGUCAUGAAGAAAUGCUGGUCUCCUUUGCCCGAGAACCGACCUUCGUUCCGUUCGCUAAAAGACACCCUGGUAAAUGUCUCCCAAAGCAUCUUGGUCGAUUGACUGGCCCGUCUAGUGUGCGACACGGUGGCGCGUGGCUCUCCGACCACCAUCGACACCCCGUGCAGUUCGCACCAGCAGGACGGUUACGAGGAGGCCUGGCUGGGAAUAUGUAGGACUCUGUGCAGGGAAGUCGGCAGGGCAAACAAAAGAAGUGCCAAAUGCGAGCUGCCGUAAGGUCGAUGACAGGUGCAGUUCUGUCGGAGAUAUUUGUGUCAAAAAUUAAUAAAACUCCUUUAGGCGUAUAAACUAACGUGGGUGCAUUAAAAUUAUUUUCUAGGAAAUCACAACUUUGAAACUGUGAUCUGAAAUUGAUUACGGGUCCGUUGACCUCUGUGUUAUUGAUGCUGUAGUUGAUGAGAAAAUGAGGGUACCUUUAAAUUUUUAUUUACUUUGUUCUUUAAUGUGCAACAUAUUAUUUUGUAGUGAACUGUUUGUUGUGUGUUUACUUUUUAGAUUUAUACUUACGGAAAACAAAAUGUUGCUAUUUUGACGAAAGUUUGAAACAGAAAAUUCGGAAUUUGAAAACCACUUUAUCAUUAAGGUGUAUUUUAUUUUCUCGAUAGUCUGUUUUUUAGUCAUCUCGAUUUCUUGAUUUUUAUUGAAGAUAUUCGCUUUUGAAGAAGACAGUAACGAUUUACAACAAUUUUAGCAUUAUAAGCACGCUUUUGCUUAUGAUGUUCCUAAUCAACACACCUCUGAAAUAGUGUUAAUAAGUUAUAUUAUUACCGUUUGCUGGUGGUACUCUAGCAGAUAUAGUUUUAAGUCCAGACGUUGAUCUUUACCAACUCCAGUUAAAGCAACAGGCGAUACAACUUCUUGACUUAAAAUCAUCUCAGCUAGACUAACAGUUAGCCAACAAUAAUAUGACUUUAAUGACAGUGAACAUUAUAGAAAUAAUAUAAUAGUAUAUUGUUUUAUUAGGAGUAAAAAUGACACUUUUUUGGCGAGGCUGUACGUUUGACAUACAGACGUAGACAUGCAGGCGAGGCACAAAAAGUCUUACUUCAGAAGUUUUACUUCAAAUAGAACAUGCUAAUUUGUUCUAGCCCCACGUAAUUUUUUAAACACAAUUUCAGACAUUCCAGAUAUACAAAAAAAUAUUUAAAAUACCUUGUAAGUAAUUAUAUAUCAAGAAACUAUGGUUACGCUCGUUGAAUUUGACAC
Messenger RNA from Sitophilus oryzae (rice weevil), 3308 nucleotides. It is a transcript of the gene Btk29A, whose product is annotated as tyrosine-protein kinase Btk29A. Gene Ontology annotation, molecular function: protein binding; ATP binding; non-membrane spanning protein tyrosine kinase activity. The record is from RefSeq and is a predicted model, not a curated record. Gene Ontology annotation, biological process: peptidyl-tyrosine autophosphorylation; intracellular signal transduction. The transcript has 13 exons. NCBI's taxonomy places the organism in Eukaryota, Metazoa, Arthropoda, Insecta, Coleoptera, Curculionidae. The coding region runs from base 171 to 2144 and encodes 657 amino acids.